AAUUUUUGUUUUUACCAUUUUUUAUAUUGAGAAGUGCCGCUAGAUUUUUGAAAACACACUAGUUCGAACCGUUGUUUUAUGUUUUUUAAAAAAAUAUGGAAAAUAGAAAAACUUUAAUUCAUUGGUUUCGAAAAGGUUUACGUGUACAUGAUAAUCCAGGCCUUACUCGAGUAUUUGAACAAGCAAAUUCAGAUGUAAACAAAUAUGAAGUGCGGCCCAUUUUUAUACUUGAUCCUGGUAUUGUCCAGUGGUUAAAAGUGGGUGCAAAUCGUUGGAGAUUUUUACAACAAUCACUGGCUGAUUUACAUAAUCAAUUAGUGGCAUUAAAAUCACGCCUUUAUGUAGUGCGUGGUAAGCCCAAUGAAGUAUUUGAACGAAUCUUUAAGGAAUGGCAAACUGAAUUGCUAACUUUUGAAACUGACAUUGAACCUUACUCUGUAAAACGCGAUGCAGAAGUUGUAAAAUUAGCUCAUCAAUUAGGUGUACAAGUCGAUACACAUUGCUCACAUACCAUUUACAAUCCAGAAACUGUAAUUAAAAAAAAUUUAGGUACUGCGCCUUUAACAUAUCAAAAGUUUUUAAGUAUUGUUGAGAAACUGAAAACACCAAUGCCACUACCCACGCCGGUAGCAUUAACGGAACUAGUAAUACCACAGCAAGAUAAGUGGGAGCAGAAAGAUGAAAAAUGUUAUGAUUACCCAAGCAUGGAAGAGCUUGUUAAACAUCCAGAGGAAUUAGGCGAAAAUAAAUUUCUGGGAGGGGAAACUGAAGGUUUGAGACGUUUAGAGCAGUCCUUAAGUAAUGAAACAUGGGUAAUAAAUUUUGAGAAACCAAAUACAGCACCAAACUCAUUAGAACCUAGUACUACAGUACUUAGUCCAUAUUUAAAAUUUGGCUGCUUGAGCUCACGAUUAUUUUAUCAACGUCUAACAGAUAUUUUGAAAAAACACCCAAACCACUCAAAACCGCCAGUUUCAUUAAAAGGUCAAUUAAUGUGGCGCGAAUUUUUCUACACAGCAGCUACAGAUGAACCAGAUUUCGAUCGUAUGUUUGGCAACAAAUAUUGUAUUCAAAUACCGUGGGAAAUGAAUGAUGUAUAUUUGGAUGCUUGGACGCAUGCACGAACAGGCUAUCCAUUUAUUGAUGCUAUAAUGCGUCAACUAAGACAAGAAGGUUGGAUACAUCAUCUGGCAAGACAUGCUGUUGCUUGUUUUCUAACACGCGGAGAUUUGUGGAUAUCGUGGCAGUCUGGACUAAGAGUAUUUGAAGAACUUCUUCUAGAUCACGAUUGGGCAUUAAAUGCUGGUAAUUGGCUGUGGCUUUCAGCCUCAGCUUUCUUUCAUAGCUAUUUCAGAGUAUAUAGUCCUGUAGCUUUUGGUAAGAAGACCGAUCCCACUGGUAAUUAUAUUAGAAAAUAUGUGCCUGAAUUAGCUAAAUAUCCAAAUAAUUUUAUCUAUGAACCAUGGAAAGCAUCACUUUCUGCACAAAAGGAAUAUGGUUGCGUGUUAGGUGAAGACUAUCCACAUCGCAUUGUUGUGCACGAAGCAGUGUAUAAAAUAAAUGUGCAACGCAUGACCGCAGCUUAUAAGGUUAACCGAGAAGUGUGCACAGGAAAGUUUGAAAAGGAAGAAAAGAAAAGCACAGCUAAGCGUAGAAUGAAGGACAGUGAAAAAUCUUUAAGUGAAAAUAAAAAAUCUCGUAACUGAUAUACUAAGAAU
This is a messenger RNA of Teleopsis dalmanni, 1718 nucleotides long. It is a transcript of the gene phr6-4, whose product is annotated as cryptochrome-2. Gene Ontology annotation, biological process: entrainment of circadian clock by photoperiod; circadian regulation of gene expression. Gene Ontology annotation, molecular function: FAD binding; DNA binding. The record is from RefSeq and is a predicted model, not a curated record. The coding region runs from base 96 to 1706 and encodes 536 amino acids. Gene Ontology annotation, cellular component: nucleus; cytoplasm. NCBI's taxonomy places the organism in Eukaryota, Metazoa, Arthropoda, Insecta, Diptera, Diopsidae. The transcript is spliced from 2 exons.